Messenger RNA from Capsaspora owczarzaki ATCC 30864, 1041 nucleotides. RefSeq lists its product as hypothetical. Gene Ontology annotation, biological process: intracellular manganese ion homeostasis. Gene Ontology annotation, cellular component: membrane. The transcript has 4 exons. The record is from RefSeq and is a predicted model, not a curated record. Lineage: Eukaryota; Filasterea; Ministeriida; Capsasporidae. Gene Ontology annotation, molecular function: manganese ion transmembrane transporter activity; iron ion transmembrane transporter activity. The coding region runs from base 33 to 848 and encodes 271 amino acids.
GCAUUCGGCACCAUUCUUUUUGUUUUGUUCCAAUGCCACAUCGCGAUUUGAACGGCGCUCGUGCCGCGUUUGCCACCCGCGAUGUCGAGCUUUCCCGCAUCUCCCACUCUGGCAUCUCGGAGCGCAACAACGAGAGCACGAAUCGACACAUCAAGAGCGUGAUUGGCGCUGGCUUGGACGGCGUGGCGAUCUCGUUCGCACUCAUCUGCGUGGUCGUCGGCGCGGGGUAUGGCUGGGGCGUCGUCCUCGUCAUGGGCGUCGCAGUCCAGCUGGCAAGCGGCAUCUCGAUGGGAUUUGGCAUCUAUCUGAGCGAGGAUGCCGAACUGCAGUAUAUCAAGCGCGAGCGAUUGCGUGAAGAAUGGGAACUUGAAAACCACCCAGAAGGCGAACUGCAAGAAAUGGUCGAGAUUUAUGUGGAGAAUGGAUUUAGCGAUGAAGACGCCACCAGCGUGAUUGGAAUUAUGGCGCGGUACAAGGAGUUUUUUGUCGACCACAUGCUGGUCCAAGAGCUUGGGCUCCUACCUCCAUCUCUUGCGGAAAGCCCCUGCCGAAAUGGUGUGAUUGCAGCGCUGUCCUUCAUUCUGUUUGGAUCCGUCCCACUCAUUUCCUUCCUGGUCUUCAGCCAAAUCUCGUGGAGCGGCUUCAACGGCAGUUUCUUGAUAACGGUGAUUGCCACAGCAAUAGCAGUUGGCAUUCUAGGUGCCAUCAAGGCCAGAUAUACGCACGAACCGUGGUGGCGCCGGUGCUGCCUGGCGCUUGUUAGCGUGGCGCUCACCGCAGUGGCGGCCUAUGUGCUCGGUCUUGGAUUGAGCAAAAUUAUCACUGUUGACUGCCUCAACCGGGUAUGACGCCCUGCGCGCUAGAGUUUUUGUGUAGAAAAGUUAUGUUGAUCUACUUUUUGUUUUGUUUUUGAUGAAAGUUAGCUGGCGUUCUGCUUUGGUGCUUGUUUCCUUGUAUUGUGUCGUUCUGUUUGUUGUGAUUCUGAUAUGUAAAGACGACUUGUUUUUGAGAGAGAGCGCGAUGUUCUUUCCGAAUCCGAAA